GAGAGUUCCAAACAGAGAUGAAGGCGAUUGGAAGAACACACCAUAGAAAUCUAGUCCGACUACUCGGCUUCUGCAAUGAAGGCUCUAACAGGCUUUUAGUGUAUGAGUUCAUGAGCAAUGGAUCACUGGCUGACCUCAUCUUCAAGCCUGAUCAUCCAAACACGCCUUCUUGGAAGGAAAGGUUAAGAAUUGCAUUGGAUGUGGCCAGAGGGAUUCAUUAUUUGCAUGAGGACUGUGAAUCGCACAUCAUUCACUGCGACAUAAAACCACAGAACAUUCUAAUGGAUGAGAACUGGACAGCAAAGAUAUCGGAUUUCGGGCUGGCCAAGCUGCUGAUGCCUACUCAAACAAGAACAUUCACUGGCAUCAGAGGAACAAGAGGAUAUCUCGCGCCGGAAUGGCACAAGAACACACCUAUAACUGUGAAGACAGAUGUUUAUAGUUUCGGUAUUGUGCUGCUAGAAAUCUUGUGUUGCAGAAAGAACAUGGAGUUGGAGGCCGAGGUAGAUCAAAUCAUACUUUCAGAGUGGGUUUGCAGUUGUUAUCUUGCAGGGGAAUUAGAGAAGCUCAUGCUGGAUGAAGAAGUGGACAUGGUGGAGUUUGCGAGGGCGGUGAAAGUGGCGCUCUGGUGCAUCCAAACUGAUCCACCUCAACGUCCUUCUAUGAAGAAUGUGAUCAUAAUGCUGGAGGGGUGUGCAGAAAUCUCCUCUCCUCCACAUCCAUAGCUACCUCUAAAUUUUUAUUAUAAUUAGUAG
Molecule: messenger RNA, 755 nt
Organism: Dioscorea cayenensis subsp. rotundata (Guinea yam)
Lineage: Eukaryota; Viridiplantae; Streptophyta; Magnoliopsida; Dioscoreales; Dioscoreaceae
Product: G-type lectin S-receptor-like serine/threonine-protein kinase LECRK2
Exons: 1
Coding region: 18-725 (235 amino acids)
Biological process (GO): protein phosphorylation
Molecular function (GO): ATP binding; protein kinase activity
Source: RefSeq, a predicted model, not a curated record